Molecule: messenger RNA, 5265 nt
Organism: Phalacrocorax carbo (great cormorant)
Lineage: Eukaryota; Metazoa; Chordata; Aves; Suliformes; Phalacrocoracidae
Source: RefSeq, a predicted model, not a curated record
GGCCGCCAGUAGUAUCGCGCGGAGGGCGCGGGGCUGGCCGCGGUCGGUCCGCCAUGUUAGGAUCGUCGGGCCGGCUGGCGGGGCUGGGCUCGCCGCCCCCGGAGCGCGGCAUGGAGCCGCAGGUGAGCCUCCGCCUCACCUACCGCGGGGAGACCCAGACCUUCCUGGUGUCGGACUCGGCGCACACGACGUGGGCGGAUGUGGAGGCCAUGGUUAAAGUUUCGUUUGACCUGGAUAACAUUCAGAUCAAAUACAUUGAUGAGGAUAAUGAUGAGGUCUCUGUGAAUAGCAAAGAGGAAUAUGAAGAAGCUCUGAAGAUUGCAGUUAAACAAGGAAGUCAACUUCAGAUGAAUGUGUAUGAAGAAAACUCUUUGAAAGAAACUUCACGUUCUUGUUUUUUGCAACUACAUGAAAAAACUGAGAGAGAAAAGUUGGCACCUCUUAAAGAUGAGAAGAAACCUCUCUCGCACUCUUCCAUGCCAGCUCAGGGCUUAGAAGAAGACUUUAAAAAUGAAAAGGAGCUGACAAAUCAGCAAAAGGUAAAUCACACUAGAACAGGAAGAAUGAAUGAAAAUCCUCCAGGAUGGUUUACUAGCUACUUGGAAACAUUCAGGGAACAAGUAGUUAAGGAAACUGUUGAGAAACUGGAACAGAAGCUGUAUGAGAAGCUUGCUCAUCACAACCAGCCUCCAGAUUCUUCUGAGACCUCUAUUACAGCAGCACCUCCAACUUCAGAGAACCAGUCAGGGAAUGGCAACCAGUGUGACUGGCUGAUCUCCUGCUGCAACUGCCAGGCCAGAAUUGUUGGAGUUCGCUACCAGUGCAGCCUUUGUCCAGCCUACAAUAUCUGUGAACAGUGUGAAGCAGGAACGUAUGCACACGAUCCUAAUCAUGUCUUGCUAAAGCUGCGAAGACCUGUGCUAUGUAUUGCUGAGAAUUACAGCCUUGCAGAGUUUUCACCUCGCCUGCCUGCUACUCUGGAGCAAGUUAGGCUCCAGAAACAGAUGGACAAAAGAUUUCUGAAGGCAGAAAAGCAAAGAUUACGAGCAGAGAAGAAACAGCGAAAGGCAGAGGUCCGAGAGCUCAAAAAGCAGCUAAAAUUGCACAGGAAAAUUCAUCUGUGGAACUCUGUCCAUGUAUUGGAAACUAGUGGCUCACCUACUCUGAAAUCUGGGAGUCUCCAACCUAAUACCUUCCUGAGUCCUAGUCAACCUUUCCAAGCAAUUGUCCCAACACUGAGUGCGGUAUUUGUGGAUGAGAAUUUGCCAGAUGGGACUCACUUGCAACCAGGAACAAAGUUUAUCAAACACUGGCGAAUGAAGAAUACUGGCAAUGUGGAAUGGAGCUCAGACACAAAGCUGAAGCUUAUGUGGGGAAAUCUGACCUUGGCAUCUUCUGAAAAAAAAGAUGUGUUAGUGCCAUCCCUUGCAUCAGGACAAGUAGGAACUGUUUCGGUUGAGUUUGUAGCUCCUAAUAUAGAAGGAACUUACACUUCUCACUGGAGACUGUCACACAGAGGGGAGCAGUUCGGGCCCAGGAUCUGGUGCAGUAUUGUUGUGGAUCCCUCCCCAGCUACUGACUUUGUAGAAGGCAAUUGGAAAGAUUCUGACUCCUGUCAGAAGGACAAAGCUUCCAGCCCCAAACAGGACACUUCCUUAAAGACAGAAGCAGGUGUUCAACUGAUGGGUGAAAUCGUGGAGCAGGCUGAAAUACCUCUGCCAGCUAUUCCUUUAAAGAUCAAAAGUCUGCCAAGUGAGAGAGAAUUUUACAUCCCAUCUGUUGAUCUCCUCACUGCACAGGAUUUGCUGUCCUUUGAGCUGUUGGAUAUUAAUAUAGUGCAGGAAUUGGAGCGAGUGCCCCACAAUACUCCCGUCGACAUGACUCCGUGCAUGUCCCCUUUGCCACAUGAUAGCCCCUUGCUGGAGAAACCUGGCUUAGGUCAGAUAGAGGAGGAGAAUGAGGGCAGUGGAUUUAAACCAGUGCCUGGAGUGACAGAAACCUGCUUUCCUGCAGAUACUUGCAUAGUGAAAGUGAAGGCUGAACAUCCAUUGAACCAGGAGGAAGGGGAAGAAGAUAUGAGUGGGACUCAGUUUGUCUGUGAAACUGUAAUUCGUUCUCUAACCCUGGAUGCUGCACCUGACCAUAGGCCGCCACAAAAAAAGAACAUCCUCCAGAAUUCUCUGCAAACAUUGCAAGACACCUUCAGCUGCAAUGUAAUAAAUGAAGAAUCUCCUAGGAUAAAAACUAAUUCCACUCCUAAAAAGGAAGCAAAGAUUCAUCAGUCUGAGGCGAUGACAGAAAAUGGCUGUGGGGACCUUCCACUGUCUGAUGAGAGAGCAAGCCCCUGUAGUGAUACUGGCAAUUCUGAUGAAGACGAUGAUAAAGAUGACGUUCAAAGUCAAGGCUCCUCUGCUUCAUCAGAGGAUUAUAUCAUUAUUCUUCCCGAGUGCUUUGACACCAGUCGUCCUUUAGGGGAGUCUAUGUAUAGUUCGGCUCUUUCUCAGCCCAGUUUCGAAAAGACAGGAGAACCUGAAACGGGAGCAGAGAAUCCAGAAGGGGGAAGCCAGCCACAGAUCUGCAGUGUCAGUGAUAUUUUGACAACUUCACAAACACUGGCUGUAGUGCCACUAGCCCCAGAGAUCGUGGACGCCUUACCCCAGACACAAAGGAAUUUUGUAUCUCCUAAGAAUCAUAUCUUCCAAGAACCAAACGUAUCUGCAGAGAAUCUCUCUUCCACUCAUCAUGAUCAAAUAAGAGAAGAACCCAGUGGUGAAGACAGUCAUGGACCAGGAUCUUCUGGAUUUCUAGCUAGUAAACAGAAGUGCUCAGAAUACCCAAGAUACCCUCAGGGAAGCAGCAUUGCCGGAGAACUAGUUAAAGGAGCUUUGUCAGUUGCUGCUUCUGCCUACAAAGCAUUAUUUGCUGGACCACCUAUCAUAGAACAGCAGCCUGCAGCUACAGAAGAGCACACUGCCACUCUUCUAUCCAGUCUGUGUGAGAUGGGGUUCUGUGACAGGCAGUUAAACCUGCGACUGCUGAAGAAACACAACAAUAAUAUGGUUCAGGUGGUAACCGAAUUGCUUCAGAUCAGUAACAGUGACUGGAACAGCAGUAGAUGCUGAACCUUCCUGGUGGAGGGAGGAGUCGUCUGCAUUGAGUAAACUGUCAUUAAACACUGCAGCAGUAGCAAGCUGCUCCUCAGCUGCUUUCUGUUCGGAGGUGUGACUAAAACUUUGGCGUUUCUUUGAGCUUUUGACUUUUUUUCUCAUGGAAAUGUCAAACAGUGCUUGUCACAGCAUCUUAUGAAUUGGAGACCAGAAUUUCAACUGUUGUUUGGACCUCAUAGUUAAAUGAGUAGUCUUUAAGUCUCUAAUUUCAUACUGAAUCCUUCUAUCAGGGAAUCCUGUAGAGUUACUUCCUCCUGAUAAGAACUUCCCCUUUUUUGUGGAAGAUUUUUUUUUUGGCAGCUGGAAAGUUGUUUUCUUGACUUUUAACAAGCUUUUGAAUGGGAACCAAUGUAAAAUGCUGCCUUAAAACUUAGUCUUGCCCACAACUAGCAAGUUGUUUCUUCUGAUAUGGUUUAGAAAUUGAUUUGUCCAAUGCAUGAUAGUAAUGCAGCAGACUUAAACCUUACAAGCGAUUCUUAGAAGAAAAAGGUUGCUCAUAUCUUGAACCAUCAAACAACUUUCCAAAAGUCUGAAAGCGUAACCGCUGUUAGACUGAUAAAUACCAGGUCUUUGUUUCUUGUCGCAGAAUGAAGCAGGACACUGAAUUUACCAGCAGCAACUGAACCAUCUCUGGUAAUGAUAGUGCAAAACAUAACUAACAGGAAAGUACAGCCUACAUGAAAUAUUUUGUUAAAAGCGGAGUGUAAGGCUCUUCGUAAAAAUGUUAAAAUUUUGACCACUAUCUCUUUUCAGUAUAGUGCAAACUUCUUAUUCUGUUAAUACCACAUAGAAGAAUUGAAGAACGUGUAGAAACCUAGACUUGAAUCAGAGUACCAAUUCUGGUGAAGUUAAGGAAUGGCAAAAGUGCUUGAGGUAGGGAUAUGUGACUUACAGUUUGAAAAAUACGCUAACUUAAGCAGUUUUAAGCGUACAGUCUCCUGUGAUGGUUCUAGCUGCUCCUGUGUUUCCAUAGACACAUUUAUACAAUUUGUUUUUUCUCAUAAGAUUUUUGCUUUAGAUGCCCAUAUUUGACUUGGAAAUCUAAGAAUUCCCUUCUAAAUGUGCUGAGAGAGAUUCAAUUUUGAAGAAUCACAAGAAAUGAGCAACAUACACUGCUGUGCAGUGGUGUACCAGUAGAUAACUUUUCAGAGUCCAGUCCUCUGAAGGUGACAGCAGUGUUCGCUACGUUCUGAUUUCCAAGCAAACCAUUUUCCUUGCUGCAAUAAGAUACCGUUGAUCCUAAAGUACUUUUACUGCUGCUUCAAACUAAGGUGUUCCUGUUUUGUCACCAUGUAGCUGAAGCAGUAUCCAUAUUGUGACUGACCAGGUGAUCAGUAGUAAUUUUUUUAAGACAUAAUACCCUUAGAGAUAAGAUACCAUUAAAAUAAUUGAAGAAAAAAUGUAUCAUACCAUUUCUGUGUUAAACCUAUUUUUAUAGAUUGAGGAAGAGAUACUCUUAAAUGUUUAUUUUGAAAUACAGUAGAACUAUUUUGCAGUGUUUUCCCAUCUCUCUGUACACCAGUACAGCUGUCUGCUGUGGACCAGAUAGAGGUCUUUCUGCAAUGUGAAACUACUGCUUACCCCCUCCUGGCCUUGACUUAGGCAUGCUGUUUGGAGAACCUUUUGGCUUAUGCCUGCUCCGGCCUGAGGCGGGCGGAGGAAAGGCCAUGGACGAAGUGCAGUAGCUGGUGAAAUCUCUAAGCAUAGUGUGGGGGUCAGCUUUGACCGGGAAAGCCCAGCAGGACCCCUGUUCUGUCUGUGUGUACCUUCGUACCUAGAAUGCUCAUGUGUUCUAUCAAUUAACAAAACACUAACAUGUUUGAGGAGGAACACUUCAUUGCAGAUUAAAAUGUGAAGUGUGAAAGGCUGUUUAGGCUACUUUUUACUAGGGUUUAGAUAGUAUAUGCUCAGGCUUCAGAUAUAUUUCUGUUGGCUUUGUAUAUUUUGUUAAUGGAUGCAUGGUAUAAUUUAUAAUAUAUUCUGUAGUGCAAGUAUGACCUCUGUAUCUGAUGUAGAGUGAGCACUUUAAAGUCAACUGUGAUGGGGGGGCGGGGAGGACCACCCUUUCCUCCGUCCUCACAAUAAAACUCUUUAUCCC